AGGAAUGAAGAGGAAUGUCAACUGAUUCUGCAGUACAUCCACAACACCACACAUUACGGCAAAGCGAUUGUCAAAAGUGUUUAUAGGGUUAACCGCAACGGAGAGGAAAAGGCGUUCGACGGGACGGGUGUUGACAACCGGUGGCUCUUAUGGCACGGGACCAGAGCUGCCAACGUGUUGAGCAUUUUGGCCAAAGGGCUCCAGAAGUCGCCAUUGAGUGCCGAGAUAUCUGGCCAUCUGUUCGGAAAGGGCGUAUACUUUGCCGAUAUGUUCACCAAAAGUCAGGGCUACUCGUCGUCCGGCGCUUUCGGACAGAAGUUUAUGUUUUUAAGUGAAGUAUCGUUGGGCGCCGUACAGGACGUCCGCAUCCGAGACCUCCUCGAAAAGCCCUAUACUCUCGACAAAGACAAACAUAGUUUGAAGGCAUCGCACACACAGUACACACCGGACCCCCAGUCCUCUGUCUACUGGAAAGGUAGGCGUCUCUCUAUCACUCACUUGUAA
Messenger RNA from Oppiella nova, 504 nucleotides. Lineage: Eukaryota; Metazoa; Arthropoda; Arachnida; Sarcoptiformes; Oppiidae. The record is from the annotation of a GenBank genome assembly.